AUGCGUCCGUCCCCCGUCCAAAUGCGCGUCCCAGCUGGGUACGUCCCUGGACCGGUGCCGUCACCAGCGCCAGCCAGUCGCGGCCCCGGCCCCAUGAUCCGUCCUCCGCAACAGCCCCAUCAACAGAUGUCCCAACAGCAGAUGGCAGCGCAGCAUCAGGCGGCAGUCGCCGAGCGCGAGCUUGCCAAGCGCCGCGCGAGGAAACCGACCGACAAGACCAUCCCCGAGGGCGUCGAGGAGAUUGUGGCCAAUGCGCGCGUCUAUAGGGAUCUCAGGGAGAUGGAGAGACGGUACGAUGCUGCCAUUAUGCGCAAGAGGUUGGAUAUACAGGAUGCUGUGAAUCGUAAUAUCAAGAAUACCCGGACUUUGCGCAUCUUCGUAUCCAACACGGCCAAGGACCAGCUAUGGCAGGUGUCGGAUCGUCCACUUGACGAGAACGCGUUCGAUUUCGAUACUGGCCAAAUCCCUACGUUCCGUGUGAAAAUUGAGGGCCGACUCCUUGACGAUGAGGAGAGCGAUGCGGCGGAAUUGGAUCCCGACUCUGACUUAGGACUCACACCACGCCCUGAUAAUGCUCCGCCUUUGCAGAAGCGCAAGUUUUCGCACUUCUUCAAGUCGAUAGUAAUAGAGCUUGACCGGUCGAGAGAACUGCACCCGGAAGGUAACACCAUCGAGUGGAGGAAGCAGUCGCCCGCCACCCAGCCCGCCACCUCCGCUCUCGGUCUCAACGGGCCUGCCGAGUUUGACGGCUUCGAGUUUGAGAGGAAAGGAGACGACAAUAUCAACUGCACCAUCAAGUUGAUCCGUGAUGAAUCGCCGGAUCGGUUCCGCCUUUCGCCCGCCCUCGCGGACUUGCUGGAUACCAAAGAGGAUACCCGUGCCGGCAUCGUAAUGAAGGUCUGGGAGUACGUGCGCGCACAUGGUUUACAGGAUCCCGACGAGAAGAGAACCAUCAAUUGCAACCCCCAGUUGCGGGCGAUCUUUAAUGUCGACCGCCUGUACUUUCCGCAAAUACCAGAACUGACGCUCUCGCAUAUCCAUCCAUUGGAGCCCAUCGUCAUCAAAUACCUCGUCCGCUGCGACGUCGCCGCAUCGAUGUCGCCACAGAUCCACGACGUCACCAUCUUCAUCGACGACCCCAUCCGACAGAAGAUGCACGCAGUGAUGCAAUCGCCAUCCUACAUCGGGAUGCUGCGCGAGAUCUCCACCAUUGACGACCACAUCGCCAUGCUGGUGCAAGCCAUCAACCACAGCAAGGCCAAGCGCGAUUUCUGGAGAAGUCUUGCCGAGGACCCGGCCGAGUUCGUCAAGCGCUGGGUCAGCUCUCAGAAGCGGGACUUGGACACCCUUAGUGGAGAGACACCGGGACGGAUGGUGGAGGAGGACGAGGUGCGCAAGGCUGCCCAGUGGAAGGAGAGGGUCGCCGAGAGUGUAUAUUUGUUACUUGUGAAGCAGAGACCUGUGCCGCAAUGA
This is a messenger RNA of Tricharina praecox, 1473 nucleotides long. RefSeq lists its product as uncharacterized. NCBI's taxonomy places the organism in Eukaryota, Fungi, Ascomycota, Pezizomycetes, Pezizales, Pyronemataceae. The transcript has 3 exons. The record is from RefSeq and is a predicted model, not a curated record. Bases 1 to 1473 code for a protein of 490 amino acids. Gene Ontology annotation, cellular component: SWI/SNF complex; nucleus. Gene Ontology annotation, biological process: regulation of transcription by RNA polymerase II.